AUGCAAAGGGCGACAGUUACCGCGGACGGUUUUGCGCGCGAAACCUCAUCGCCGACUCGGAUAGCGCAAAGAGAUGUGCGAUAUCCAACGGCCAACCUCGGAUCGCUGAACCCGACAUUUACGCCGCCCAGCAGCUGCGCGUCCCUGACUGUUGGCUACGUUGGACACUACAAGGGACCGGCCCGGAUCAUCACCUUCGACUACGGCCACGCAUGCGAUGCGCUGUCGUCGCGGGGGCUCGAUCCGUCCUGCUACCCGCCGCGCUUCGCGGCGGCCUUCAACAACCUGAACGAGAACGCCGAGCCGAGCGACAACAUAUACCCAGUGCUUUCGCCGGCGUCGAGCUGCCCGGCCGGCUAUGUGUCUGCGUGCGGAUUCACGAGGCUGGCGUCGUCGUCCACCACCUCGGCGGCAAGCGACGACGCGGACAGCACUGCCCUUGGAGUGACUGCCAACGCCGGCUUUGAGAGCAUGAUGGGCCAACUUCUCGGACCGACACAGACGGCAGUGGGCUGCUGUCCAAGUGGCUACGCAUGCUUCGAGAGUCGCCCGUAUCAUUGCAUAUCGCAACCCUCGAUGGGUGGUAUUAUAACUGCAGACGCAAACUCUUUUUGCACCUCGCACAAAACCGACAUCCAAGAGUUCACGGCUGUCUCCUCCACCGAUAGCAUAUACGCCGACGCUCCUUGCAUUGUCCUGGUCCAAGACCAGCCGCGCACCGAGCCCGCGACGGCCACACCCUCUUCUACCCCUUCUACCUCCCAGACUGCUUCAUCACAAACCGCUGUUUCCUCCAGCAGCGACCUUUCAACUGGUGGAAAGGCGGCGAUUGGAGUCUGCGUUCCCUUGUUUGCUAUUUUUUUGGGCUUGGCUGUAUUCAUGUUCCUUCGUCGUCGUCGGUCACGUCGCCACAUCGCUGGUGCAUCUGCAGAUCCAGACAAUGCUGCCGUCACCGCGAUGUCUGAAGCGCCUGCAAACGAUGACAAGGCGGAAAUGGAUGGCUCCGACCCCAGACAGUCCACCGUAAUGGAGAGCCCGUAUGAGCGCGGGGUGUCGGUGCUUUCGGACCGCUCCGUCACCCCCAGCCAAAGUGUAAUUAGCGCAAGUAGAACAUCGGAGCUGUACGGAUCAAUGCCGCUACCUCGCCUGCACGAGGAUGUCAUGGAACUACCUGCCGAUACCACGAAACCCGUGGUCCGAAAACCAGUGCCCGAACAGCGGUAG
Molecule: messenger RNA, 1224 nt
Organism: Akanthomyces muscarius
Lineage: Eukaryota; Fungi; Ascomycota; Sordariomycetes; Hypocreales; Cordycipitaceae
Exons: 2
Coding region: 1-1224 (407 amino acids)
Source: RefSeq, a predicted model, not a curated record